GGAGGCGGUGAUGGAGUCAGGGGCUUCAGUUCAGCUCUUCAUCGGCGGCGCGGGAGGUCAGGGCGCCGGCGUCGCGGCGGUCGUACCGUCGUUCCCCAGAGGAGCGGAGACCAGGAGGAGUUUGGUGGCCGGAAGAGGAGCAACGCUGGCGGCUUCGGCAUGAGCUGGUGGGCCGUCAUCGCUGUCAGCGGCGGGAUGGUAAACAUCCGGCGGUGGAGCUUCGGCGAAACAGCGAUCCUUUCCAGGUGCAGUUCAUCCAGGCAUCUAGCCGGCGCUGGAUUCGGAGGACAGAUCAAGAUGAAGUUUACCAUUGCCGUCUUACUGGUUGGGUUGGUCAGUGUUCGUGCACACGAUAGCGGGCAAAAACAUACACAUACAGAAGGCAGUUAUAGGAGCAGCUCCGGCAAUGGCAAUGGGAACUAUCAUUCCAGAGGAGAGGGUGAGGUUGGGGGUGGUUCCUACCAAUCAGGAGGUGGUCAGAUCGGAGGAGGCCAGAUCGGUGGUGGAUCCUUCCAAGUUGGAGGUCGAUCUCUCGGCGGUGGAUCCCUUGGUGGUGGAUCCUUCCAAGUUGGAGGUGGAUCUCUCGGUGGUGGAUCUCUCGGUGGUGGAUCCUUCCAAGUUGGAGGUGGAUCUCUCGGUGGCGGAUCCUUCCAAGUUGGAGGUGGAUCUGUCGGUGGCGGAUCUUUCGGAGGCGGCAGCGUGGGUAGAGGCCAGCAACAGGUGACCGGAGGCCCGGAGUUCUUCACCACGACCAGAUACGGACCCAUCGCUAGCGGCGGACUGAGAGGAAGCGGAGACAGGAGCAGCAGCCUGACCUUCUCCAGGACCGGUACCGCCACCGGCUCCCUGUUCAGCAGAGACACCACCGAUGCCACAGAGACGGCGAAGAAGACUCGCGGAUACGAGUACAAAUACAGAGAGGGACACGAGUACACGCAGCCAAAGACUCUGUACAACUAUGAUAUCGAGGAGCCCGUCUGGGGAUUCGCUGACGUCGACGUUGUCUAUAGAGGCGAGGGCGGUGGUGCUGGUGGCGCCAUCGGUGGUGGCAGCAUCGGCGGUGGCAGCUCCGGCGGUGGCGCCAUCGGUGGUGGCAGCAUCGGCGGUGGCAGCUCCGGCGGUGGCGCAAUCGGUGGUGGAAGCAUCGGCGAUGGUCAACAGGUCGUGUCUGGAGACCGUACCAGUGGAGGUCACGGCGGACACUCAUACCGAGAGGGACACGAGUACACUCAGCCCAGGACCCUGUACAACUACGACAUUGAGGAGCCCGUCUGGGGAUUCGCUGACAGCGACGUUGUCUAUAGACGCGAGGGGUGGCGAGGGCGGUGA
Messenger RNA from Priapulus caudatus, 1329 nucleotides. RefSeq names its product keratin, type II cytoskeletal 1-like. The record is from RefSeq and is a predicted model, not a curated record. The annotation marks the transcript as partial. The transcript is spliced from 5 exons. Lineage: Eukaryota; Metazoa; Priapulida; Priapulimorpha; Priapulimorphida; Priapulidae.